AGGCUUUUCAUCAAGGCCUACUCGAAAUUGUUUUAAAGAUGGUAGGACACUUACCAAGUAGUUUUUUUCUUGUUGCUUUUGGGUUUUUCUUGCUAGUUGUGAUAAAUUCCAUCACUUACACCACUGCUCAAUCAUUACAAAAACCGCAUUUUCAGGUGGAGCAUAAAGCAGGUGUCCUAGAUAUCAUGGCAACUAAAGAUAAAGCAACUGUCGAUGUCAAAUCAGAUACGAUUCGUCUCGUAGUCAAACCUGGAGACAGACAGAUACCGGUCGGGAAGGCACCAGACACCAAAGUUGUUAAUGUACAAAUGAACUGUCAGCCACCGUUUCAAGUCUGCUAAGAGGUCAACACUGAAUAUUGUAAAUUAAAUAUUCAGUUUCUGACUUCUAACGUAAAGUGGAUCCCUUUUUGAAAAGACCGGUCCAUUUUAGUUUCAUUAUACUUUUUUAAAAAACGAUAAGUUCACUAAAGCUUACUAUGAACAAUAAAGUCAUCGAUAUAGUGUAGUACAGCAAAAACACUCAUAAGAAUAUCUUUAUUGACUGUAAUCAAAUUCAUUAUUAUAAAUGGUAUAUAGUCGACACUUUAA
This is a messenger RNA of Exaiptasia diaphana, 590 nucleotides long. RefSeq lists its product as uncharacterized. NCBI's taxonomy places the organism in Eukaryota, Metazoa, Cnidaria, Anthozoa, Actiniaria, Aiptasiidae. The transcript has 2 exons. Bases 39 to 341 code for a protein of 100 amino acids. The record is from RefSeq and is a predicted model, not a curated record.